Molecule: messenger RNA, 792 nt
Organism: Melospiza georgiana
Lineage: Eukaryota; Metazoa; Chordata; Aves; Passeriformes; Passerellidae
Product: granzyme B(G,H)-like
Exons: 5
Coding region: 1-792 (263 amino acids)
Biological process (GO): proteolysis
Cellular component (GO): intracellular membrane-bounded organelle; cytoplasm
Molecular function (GO): serine-type endopeptidase activity
Source: RefSeq, a predicted model, not a curated record
AUGCUGCUGCUCCUUCUGCUCACAAAUGCUUUUGUCCUUCUGCCCUGGGCUGGGGCUGGAAGGAUCAUUGGCGGAAGGGAAGCUGUGGCCCACUCCAGACCCUACAUGGCUUUUUUAAAAAUUAAAAAUGCGACAAACACUAGCAGGUGUGGAGGGUUCCUGAUUCGCUCAGAUGCAGUGCUCUCAGCAGCUCACUGUGUGGAUGAAAAAGGGAUUGUGAGCUUCACCGUGACUCUGGGAGCCCACAACGUAAGUAGCCAAGAACCGAGCCAGCAGAAGAUCCCUGUUGGAAAAUGGGUCAUUCAUCCUGAAUAUUCCCGUGAAGGCUUCAUAAAUGAUAUUAUGCUGCUGAAGCUGAAGAAAAAAGCCAAGAUCAAUGAGUAUGUGCAAAAUAUCUCCUUUGCCAAGGAAAAUGAACAUGUGAGAGUAGGAGCUUUGUGCAGGGUGUCUGGCUGGGGACGGACAUCACUGAACCCGCCGCCGAGUGAUGUCUUGAGGGAGGUGGAACUGAAGGUGCAAAAGCAGGAGAUCUGUCACCAGGUUUUCCCUAACUACAAGCGUCAGUCUAUGAUCUGUGUUGGUGAUGAAAACCGUAAAAAAGCAACUUAUAGGGGUGAUUCUGGUGGCCCAUUAGUCUGCAAGAAGAAGGCUUAUGGCAUUGUUUCUCGUGGAAUAAAACAUCGCCUAUUUCCUAAGGCAUUCACCAGGAUCUCAUACUUUGAGCCCUGGAUCCAUAAGCAGCUGAAGAGGCUUUCACUCCAAGAUAUUCCUGGCUCUCCAUCCUCUGACUAA